Molecule: messenger RNA, 888 nt
Organism: Durusdinium trenchii
Lineage: Eukaryota; Dinophyceae; Suessiales; Symbiodiniaceae
Source: the annotation of a GenBank genome assembly
AUGCGUCUUCAUUGGAUCUCCUUCGUCCACAUUGUCGUGGUGGUCUACUUGUCAACCAGACAUUGGUUCAUCUUCCUGCAAGGCAUUCUUUUUACGACCAAGCGCUUUCAGGAUAAUACGAAUCAGUUGCUGCUGUUUACCGCCUUGUCAGAGCAAGCGCAGGUGGACAUGUGGAGUGCAGUGAAUCGCAAGAACUUGCGAGAGAUCCUCAUGACCGUCAGCCCGACCAGUGGCCGGAGCAAUGUCGGUCACCUGAGCGUGAGCGAGGUGGAAUUGAAGCAGCAGAUCAACAGGCACCUCGAUGGAGAUAUCUUGGACUUGAAGAAGAUGGUGGAUAUCCAAGCCUGGUGGAAGCUGCGGAAGUACAUUCAAAUUGAUUUCGUGGACGAGUCAGCCGUGAUGGAUUUCUGCGCGGCCUCCUCGACCAUCCUUUUCCUAAGCUUGGCCUCAUGCGGAAUUCUCGACUGGAUCCUGAACCGCGACCCCUUCUCGCGAGGCUUGGCCCUGAUCUUCAUUUUGGUGUCAGCCCUGAACUACGCGAUUCUGCGCGUCUUUCAAGUCUGCGUGAACAUCAACCUGCUGCUCGAGCGCGAUGCUCGAGUCCUCACAGACGCUGCGGUGGACAUCCUCACGCGGCCAGGCGAAGCGAAGCAAGAAGUGGCCACUUUGCUCUUGGCACUGCAGAGGAAGGUAGAGGGCUUCGAUGAUCAGCAGGGCCUUUUUGGUCUGAAGAUCACGCGCCACAUGCGCAACGGCUGGGCUUCAGUGGACUUUGUGGUGAUGUUCUGGUCAGCGUGGCAGAUGUUUCGGCCAUCAAUGGAGACCAUGGAAGUCCAUGACAUGGAAGGCAUCGUCUCGAACCUCACAAGCUUUCUGCCCGUGGUUUAG